AUGGCGACUAGCAAGUCUGUGCUCAGUCUGGCCACCUUCUCUUUCGGCCUGGCCAUCGGCUUCAUCUUCUGCUAUGUCCUCUUCAGCAUUGUCUUCCAGGAGCGGGAGGAGGCGGUCCCGGUUAUCCUGCACAACGACCCGCACGGAGGGCACUCCGACCACCAGCACGGCGACUCCCUGCCCGGGCAAGUCAUGGACUUCAACCGGGACAGCCAGCAACACCAUGAUGAAGAUGUCCAUGUAUCUGAAGACUUGUACAAGAAGGUGAGAAUCCUUUGCUGGGUUAUGACUGGACCCCAAAACCUAGACAAGAAGACUAAACACGUUAAGGCUACCUGGGCCCAAAGGUGCAAUAAAGUCUUGUACAUGAGCUCAGAAGAAAAUAAAGACUUCCCCACAGUUGGGCUGGAUACAAAGGAGGGCAGAGACCAACUUUAUUGGAAGACAAUCAAGGCCUUCCAGUACGUUUACGACCACCACCUGGACGAGGCUGAUUGGUUCAUGAAAGCCGACGAUGACACUUAUGUUGUGGUGGAUAACUUGCGUUGGCUUUUGUCAAAGCAUAAUCCAGAUGACUCCAUUUACUUUGGAAGGGAGGUUUAAGCCCUAUGUGAAGCAGGGGUACAUGAGCGGUGGGGCUGGGUAUGUGCUUAGUAAGGAAGCCUUGAAGAGGUUCGUAAAUGCCUUCAAGGAAGAAAAAAUGCACCCACAGCUCCUCGGUGGAGGAUUUGGCUCUUGGGAAAUGUAUGGAGAACAUUCAUGUCAAAGCAGGAGAUUCCAGAGACACCAGCGGGAAGGAGACCUUUCACCCGUUUGUUCCAGAACACCAUCUUAUCCAGGGGUAUCUGCCAAGGACUUUCUGGUAUUGGAAUUACAAUUAUUACCCUGCCAUAGAGGGUCCCGGCUGUUGCUCCGACUUGGCAGUCUCCUUUCACUACGUGGAUGCUACAACAAUGUACCAGCUGGAGUAUCUGGUGCAUCAUCUCCGUCCUUACGGCUACAAACACAGAUAUGAUCCUGAGGCUCAGAGUCCCCCUGUGCCGGUUGUAAAAGAGGCAGCGAAGGACGUGAAGACAUAA
Staurois parvus is the source of this 1079-nucleotide messenger RNA. The record is from the annotation of a GenBank genome assembly. NCBI's taxonomy places the organism in Eukaryota, Metazoa, Chordata, Amphibia, Anura, Ranidae.